CGCGUAUAGAACCAAAAUAAACUUCUUUUUUCUCAUAUAGAAUCAGAUUAUACUUGUUCCCCUUCUCUAUCUCCUCGGAGGACGCAAAUUUCACGAUGAAUUCCAAGAUCAUUGAGAUUUUUCAGUGUUUGUGUUGUAUUUUAUGCGGUCAGCUAUACAGAGAAGCCACCACAAUUAACCUCUGCCUUCACACAUUUUGCAAAAGAUGCAUCUAUCAAGCAGUUCAAGAAACUAAGUGCUGCCCACAAUGCAAAUUAGACCUAGGUUCUUCACCUGAAGAGCAUCUCAAAAAUGACGAGAAAAUACAGUCCAUAGCACAGAAAAUUCAGCUCCUCCAAAUUGGAGAAGGACUACUGAGAUUAGAAGCUGAUGAUGUGAAGCAAGGAGCUGGAACUUCCAAGCCACCUGGAACUGAUAAUCAGCUUGAGGAUCAAGAAAUUUCUGGGGAGAAGUUUCACCACAAACCUGUGGAUGCAGAGAAAGAAAAUACCUUAGAUUGCACGUCCUCACAAGAAAGCUCAGCUUUCCCUACAAAUGCAUCUGCAGUUAAGAUGCCUCAGGUUGUUUGCAGUGUAGCAACAACACGUGCUGAAAUAGGUAAGUCCAUGAUAGAGGACAAUAUCAAAGAGAACAAGAAGAAAAAGAGGAGCAAGAACAGAAAACCACACCAGUUUACACGAGGUGAAACUAGUAAUACUGGGGAGGAAAACCGAGUUAUUGGGCCAGACGACAUUCAUAAAGAACAUGCCAAAAACACAGUCUCUUCAACAACCGAAAAGCAUGUUUUGGAAGAAAAACAAAGGGAACUUUCCUCUUUCUGGUUUUCUCUUGUACCACAGGGGGACAAGACCGAACUUAGAUUGCCUUCCCUUGAUUGGCCCAAUAUCCGUGGCAAGGGGAUGAUCACUGUAACUAAAAUCAAGAAGUACAUUGCACAAAAGCUAAAUAUGAAUGAUCAUACUGAGGUGGAUGUUGUAUGCUGCGGUGAAAAGCUGAACGGAGAUAUGACACACAAGGACAUUCAACUUCUAUGGAUGUCACACCUUCCCAGUUACGGAAAAAAAAAAAAAAAGUGGGACUUGAAGGAGGCGAUGAUUGAGCUAGGGUACAUCAGAAGCGAGAAGCCUGAAACUUCCCAAGAGAAAUAAGAAGUGUGGCGACUGGCUAUCAUGGUUUAAAAGAAAUGAACUGCCUCAGAACAGAUUUACAGACUUAUCAGUAGACAAUUUCUGUACU
This is a messenger RNA of Capsicum annuum, 1236 nucleotides long. RefSeq names its product E3 ubiquitin protein ligase DRIP1-like. Gene Ontology annotation, molecular function: ubiquitin-protein transferase activity; metal ion binding. The transcript has 8 exons. The record is from RefSeq and is a predicted model, not a curated record. Bases 96 to 1148 code for a protein of 350 amino acids. Lineage: Eukaryota; Viridiplantae; Streptophyta; Magnoliopsida; Solanales; Solanaceae.